AUGGAGAUGAACUAUGAUGAAAAUACGCUGCACCAGCUCGAGGAGGAACUCCACGUCCAAAUUGUACCGGGUACAGAGAUUAUGACAGAUGUGGGCAGCCAUCAUUUUGUCAAGUCCUCCAACCGAGUGCUGGUGCCGCAGCCAAGUGAUGACCCUCAUGAUCCGUUGAAUUGGAAUACCUUCUGGAAAUUCUCUACCUUGACCUGCGCGACAUGUGCAACCUUUGUUCAGGGCAUGGGUCCGCUUUCUCUUGCACCCAUGAUCCCCUAUUUGAUCGAGGCAUUUGAUUCAAACUUGAAUGAUGUGAUUCAGUUCACUGGUGUUGCUAUUCUCGUGCUCGGAUUUAGCAAUUUCAUCUGGGUCCCGCUGAGCACUUCCUUCGGCCGGCGACCGGUCUAUCUCGCGUCCCUCUCGAUCUGCUUUGGCAGUGCCAUCUGGAGAGCCAAAGCUCAGACGUAUGGUAGUUUCAUGGGGGCAUGUGUGCUCAAUGGUAUUGCAGCUGGUCCAGCUGAGACCAUCCAGCCUAAUGUCAUUGCUGAUGUGAUGUUCUUGCAUGAACGAGGAGCGUAUCAGACGCUUUACUUUGCAUUUUAUUUCGGCUCUCUUAUGGUUGGACCUAUCAUCGCUGGUCCGAUGGCAGAGUACUCAGGAUGGCGCAACUUCUGGUGGCUCAAUGUCGGUUUAAUUGGCGCUACAUUCAUCAUGUGCCUUUUCGGCUUUCCGGAAACAAAGUAUCACCGCAUGCAUCCUGAUGAAAUCCACAACAUAGCUUCCGAAAAGACAACCGAGUCCCUAGGAGAGAAGACUACGAUCACGACGAUGGAAGGGUCUGACAUAGAAAAGGUGACGUCCCCCGAGCUUGCCGAUCUUUCUCAUGCGGCCACCGCCCAGCAAGACCCGUGGCUCGGAAAGGGUCGGCCAAGCAAGCAGCAAUUCGGGCUCUUCCAGCGGAACGCGCAUCCGUUCAAGAGCGUUUUGCUUGACCUUUGGAUCCCAUGGAAGCUUUUCGCUUUUCCAAUCGUGGAAUUUGCCUCUUUCGUCGUAUCGUGGAGCGCGUCCUCUUUCCUAACGCUAAAUCUUACGCAAUCUCAAGCGUUUGCAGCACCGCCUUACAAUUUCAAGCCACUUACUAUCGGCUUUUUCAACUUUGCCAUCCUCAUUGGCGGCAUACUUGGUUUGGUCACAGCGGGACCUCUGAGUGAUUGGAUCAGUAUGAAACUUACCAAGAGAAACAACGGCAUCAGAGAACCGGAAAUGAGGCUACCGACAAUGAUCCCUUACGUCGCCAUCAUGAUAAUCGGCAACUUCGUAGUUGCCUUUGGCUGGCAGCAGGGUUGGGAUUGGAAGCCGAUCGUAAUCGUUGGCUGGGCAUGUGCCGGCAUCCAAGUCGCAGCUCUCCCUGCCAUCGCCUCCACUUACGCAAUCGACUCCUAUAAGCCCGUUGCUGGCUCAGUAUUCGUGAGCAUUACAGUGAACAAGAACCUUUGGGGUUAUGGUUUCUCGAAAUUCAUCAAUACUUGGAUUGUCGAGGAUGGAUAUGUGCCGCCAAUCAUGACGAACAUGUGCUUGAUCACGCUGUGGUGCCUUUGUGGUAUUAUUUUUUGGGUAUGGGGGAAGAAGUUCAGAAUCUGGACAAGGAACAGUCAGGUGCACCAUAUGUAA
This is a messenger RNA of Letharia columbiana, 1662 nucleotides long. RefSeq lists its product as uncharacterized. Gene Ontology annotation, molecular function: transmembrane transporter activity. Gene Ontology annotation, biological process: transmembrane transport. The transcript is spliced from 7 exons. NCBI's taxonomy places the organism in Eukaryota, Fungi, Ascomycota, Lecanoromycetes, Lecanorales, Parmeliaceae. The coding region runs from base 1 to 1662 and encodes 553 amino acids. The record is from RefSeq and is a predicted model, not a curated record.